Messenger RNA from Coregonus sp. 'balchen', 9729 nucleotides. Lineage: Eukaryota; Metazoa; Chordata; Actinopteri; Salmoniformes; Salmonidae. The record is from the annotation of a GenBank genome assembly.
AUGGCAGAUAUUGCCCAGGAAACUAUUGAACCCAUCGAGGCUGAGACCGAGGGAACAUCUCAGGAUGGCACGAAUGGCCUGAAAAUGUAACUAAAACAUCGUAUUUUUCUGGCACAAUCUGUGCUGCACUCACCGGCAAGAUGGAGGCUAGCUAACGUUAGCAACAUUAGCCUAGCAUUAACGCUAUCAUUAAAACUAGCUAACGUUUGCUAGCUAGUUGCUACUUUGCUUGCUAACUAGCUAACUUGUUGGUUAUCGUCUUAGUUGGUCAUCAAAAUUUUUUAAGAUUUGUGUAAUAUGUCGUUAUUUUACUAGCUAGUUAUGCAGACCACUAAAUGGUUUUUAGCCAUCCAACCAUGUGUAGCUAGCUAAAUUUACUAUCUGGCUAGUGCGUUUAACUCAUAGAAUUAGGAAAUAGAACACUAGAACGGGUAUGAACCUUAUGGGGGGAUAAAGGUCAGCCAUUUUGGGCAGGGAGUUGGUCAACCAUGGUUUUCCAGUACUGUGAUGAGACAUUGUGUAAAAUAAUGAAUUUGAGGAAUGUUUUCGCACUGUAUGUUAGUUAGCCAUUUUUUUUACUGACAAUGACAACAUUCCAUUCAAACAAUGCAGUCAAUCCACAGCCAACUGAAAUCAGUUGAUGAUGGGACUUGGACAAGUUGUCAAUUCAACAAGUACUAAUAUUGCUUUCCAAGAAAAGAAACAUUUAGACAUUUUAAGGUUUAUCUAUCUAUAUAUAUAUGUCUAUUUAUACCAAACAUUUGUAUGAAGUCCAUAUAAACUGUAAUUUUAAGACUACUUUAAGUUGACAAUUCUAUUACAAUAUUUCGGAUAUGUCACAUGCCUUUUAUUUGACUACAUAUUUAAAAUCAGGAUUAUGCCUCUACUGCCAUCCAUUCCAAUUAGAUUAGUUUUGAUUUCUCCCUGACCAAUAUGGCUGCCAUUUUCAUCCCAUUCUGGGAUCCAUUCUGGGACUUUGAAGGUUUAUGACAUUUACAUUUUAGUCACUUAGCAGACGCUCUGAGCGACUUACAGUUAGAUGGCCCCUCUAGUAAUUUAAUAAGAUUUAUAUGGUUUAGGUGCACAGUCCCUUAAUGGAGAUUUAGCUAGCGAACCGUUAGCUAGCCAACAGCAGACAGUUGGUGGUAAUGUAUUGCCAGUGCGGAGCCGACAGUUUGAAUGGAGUCAAUUUGUAGUUGAAUCCAGAGAGUUGCCUACAGUAACUUUCCUCUCCUCUCUUCCACCCUCCAGUUGGAUGAAAAUAUGACUUUGUAGCUAAUUAGCCGUUUGUGUCCAUAAAUCCAUGUUAGUUAGGGGAGAUUGAAGUUGCAUAAACUGUUAUGUGCACAUCUUUAUUAUUUGGCACAUCAGUGAAAUUACCAUGCCAUGUAGGUUUAGGUAACAUUAGCUAUAACAGACAAGCUAGCUACAUCCAUUAAUACUGUACUCUUCUGUGUUUUCUUCAGAGAGCCAGAAGAAGACGAGGUUCUUGGCGAAGAUGCCCCUGCAGAAGAAGAGGACCUAGGCCUGGGUGAUGACGAGGUCCUUGGAGAUGAGGUCCUUGGUGAUGAUGAUACCCCUGUAGAUGGUGACCCUAUCGAUGACGCCCCUAUCAAUGAUGCCGAAGCCCUCGCAGACGACCCCACUGAUGCCCCCGCAACCGCCCCAACCCCGAAUACCAAGUCUGAGCUCAAAGAAAAGACGUCUGGAGGAGGCCGCAAAGGGAACCGCUUCCACCCCUACAAAGAGAAGCAGGUCACCGGGGACAAGAAGGGUGGAGGAGGGGGUCACAGGAACCGCGUGUUCAUUAGCAAUAUCCCCUAUGACACGAAGUGGCAGGCUAUUAAAGAUCUGAUGAGAGAGAAAGGUAAUCCAUCCACACACAGGGUCAAGCUGCUUCUCCCUAUAGAGAUGGGCCCCUUCUCGCCAGCUCAACAGGAGCUUUCUCAGUCCUCUCUUUGUGACCAGAACAUAGACCUAGCCACAUCUUCUCGUAGUUCCUUCUGAGGCAGAAUGUUAUUGUAUUGCAGAUAUUACUAAGUCAGUAGAAUAGAGACAUUUCUGGAUUUAUUUCAUUUUUUACUCCUGGGUGGACACCAAUUUAGCUUGGAUUGAAUUGAAAUGUCUGUGCUUGUUAAAGUUGAUUUUAGUUAUGUAGUUAGCUACUAUUGGUUUUAUGAUAUUGACUUAUAGCUCCAAAAUGUAACCUCAGACAAGUAGUAGUAUUGACUACUUGAGCACUUGAUUCAGUUGAACCUGUGUUAAGGUGACAAAUUAUUGUUUUGUAUGAAUGAAACCAUUGUCUUUCUGUGCACUGAACUAUUGGGUCUUUAGCUCUUCAAAAAGUGUUUUUUUGCAAGGUGAAAAGGACACCUUUUUAAACUGUAGUGACUUCUUGCCAUGUUGACAGGAACCGUGUUGACCAAACUGUUCUUUUAUACUGAAGUGUGAUCUGAAUUCCCAGGUUGACAGUAGUUGACUGACUGUGUGUCUGUCUCAGUCGAGCCCAGGAAGGCAUUGGAAGGGGGUUGUGUGGUGACUGUUGGUCUGGGCUCACUGUUGACCAAUCAUGGGGAAGCAUCGUAACGGCAUAACCAAGGCAACGGCCUGCCCUGGAGCGAGAGAGUGGUGGUUCAACAGUCGACUGGUGAUUUUAAAUGCCUUUUGUUCUCUUGGUAUUUUUCCUUUGUAUGUCUCAUGAAGUUGGUGAGGUUACAUACGUGGAGCUCUUUAAGGAUGCUGAAGGAAAGUCAAGGGUAAGUGAUGUGGACCAACUCACUGCACGAGGUUUUAAAUGCCCUCCACUGCAGUAUCUCUUUAUUUACCAAGUGUUCUGUAAGGCACUGAUCCAAGGGGUUCUCCAUGUAUGUCUAUGGGAUGAUAUGUUGGUGGCUGUUAGCUAGAGCCUGUUAUAGCCUAGUUGGCUGUAGAGUGAUGAUGGAGGAUGUCUUCUUGUUGAUUCUGGAACACUAACUUGAAUUCAUCUGAAACUUAGUACACAUUUGUUUUUAAGUUGUUGUAGUUUUCUCAAUUGGUGUCAAAGUUUGGCAGUUGACCAUUUCUCAAAGGGAUUUUGUGAUGUCUUAUUGAUUGACAUUUGACUUUUUGGUCUUCAAAUUUUGUUACCUUUUUAUUUGGAUCAAUGGCACAAUUAUCUCUUCAUGAACAAAACUAAUUAUUUCUAAAAUAUUGUAGAUAUUGUAUAAAAUAACUUUCUUCUUUUUCCAGCGGCUCACAAGAAAAUCUCACCAUCGUUUAUUAAUCUUUAGUAUUAUGAUACAUCCAGGAAUUUGCAAACUAGGUUGUGAAUGCAUUCAACUCAACCAUUUAAUGUAAUAUGUACUUUAACUCAAACUGACUGUUUAGUGUUAACUCUAAAACAAACGUAGACAGAACGGACAUAUUUGCUAUUUGUAAGUAUAUCCUGAGUCCUUGUUAUUCCACUGAAGAUGGUAAGGGUACUAUGUCUCCACUGAGAACAAGAAAAACGAGUCUAUAGCAACCCAAGUCAAUGUCUUUUAAAUUCACUUAAUUUUUUUCCUUGGAUACAAACAAAACACACUCCCCACACCAAGGCCUGUUAGCUGGCCCUUCAAGAUGGAUUAUGUAAUCCACUAAUAGCAUGAUGUCAGAUGUGUAAUAAUGAUGUUAACUGUUGUCAGUCUAAUCACUGUCUUUGUUCAUUCCCUCUGUUAUGGAUCUGUGUUGUCUCUGGAUCCCCUGGUGUUACCUGUACAGGGAUGUGGGUAAGGAACCAGACUUUACCUGUCUAACUUUGCAACAUGGUCUCAGUGCAUUUCGUAUUAUUCUGUAUGUAUAAUGGGCUCCCGAGUGGCACAGGGGUCUAAGGCAUUGCAUCUCAGUGCAAGUGGCGUCACUACAGACCCUGGUUCGAUUCCAGGCUGUAUCACAAUCCAGCCGUGAUUGGGAGUCCCAUAGGGCGGUGCACAAUUGGCCCAGCGUCGUCCGGGUUUGGCCGGGGUAGGCAGUCAUUGUAAAUAACAAUUUGUUCUUAACUGACUUGCCUAGUUAAAUAAAUAAAUGUCAAUCACAGACAACUCCCUUUAGUAUGACAUUUUACGUUUUGUAUGGUGUGUAUUAAUUUCUUAUGAAAUGUUACUAAUUACAAUUCGCAUAUGUUAUGAAUUGCAGUUUGUACAAUAUGUUACGAAUUUGCAAUACGUAUGAUAUGUUACAAAUUCCAAUUUGUUGUGGCUAACGUUAGCUAGGUGGCUAAUGUUAGCUAGGUUAGGGAUUAGGGUUAGGUUAACGUGUUAGAUUUAGCUAAGUAGCUGAAAAGUUGUAAGUAGUUACUAAAGUUGUCCAUGAUGAGAUUCGAACACGCAACCUUUGGGUUGCUAGACGUUCGCAUUAUAUGCCCACCAUCUAACCCAACCAACCACCUUUUCGCUUUGGCCUUAAGUAAACUUCUGUUUUAUGUAACUAUACCAAACUUGACAAGUCAUACGAAUUUCAGUGUCCCGGAUUUACUUUUUAAUAUUUUAAAAGUACACUACUUUUGACCAGAGCCACAUGGGGCUGGCUCAUACGGUUCUGGUCAAAAGUAGUGUGCUAUUACAUGGGGAAUAGGGUCCAUUUGAGACGCACCUAACUUCCUGAGUCAUUGUUAUACAUGUCUUCAUCCACUGACUGUCCUGUCUGUCCUGCAGUGUUGUGGAGUUCAAAGAUGAGGAGUUUGUGAAGAAGGCCAUAGAAGUCAUGAACAAACAUGACCUGAAUGGAAGACCCCUCAAUAUUAUGGCGGUAAGGACCCAUUCACAUUCUGUAGGCACCACACGGUGAUGAGAGAUUAAACUCAGUGGUGUGCUAAAUCUGCACUUAAAUCCAGCCUGCUGGGAAUGUGGUUGCAUUAACAUGGUUUGUAAUGUUUAUCCUCUUGAGACUGUCUUAACUGUAUUCACUGUGAACUAGACCUAGUUAAAGUCAAAGGUUAGAGUUGUAAUUAUAGGUCAAAGGUUUGGGGCCAUCUGUGUUUAACCCCUUGUUUCCCUGCUCCAGAACCCUGAUGUGGAGGGUUAAAGCUCAGAGUUGAAGUUCUAGGUAAACGUUUAGCGGUUAUCUGUUUCCAUCUUCCAGGAUCCUGAUGGGGAGCGUGCUCGGCGCGUGCUGCAGCGUACAGGGGGGAUGUACCCUGGAGGGGGAGGCAGGGGGCAGGAGGGUGGACCGGGGGGUGUAGGUGUACCCCCUUCCAUCGCUAACAACCCAAACGUCCCCCAUGAGGUCAUCAGCUCUCUACGUGUCGGACGGCUAGGGACCACUGUGUUCGUAGCCAACGUGAGGACAAACAUACAUACUGAACUCUUACGUCUCAUUCUCCUCUUCUCUCUCCCUAAAAUCAAAUCACAUUUUAUUGGUCACAUACACGUGUUUAGCAGAUGUUAUAGCAGGUGUAGCGAAAUGCUUGUGUUUCUAGCUCCGACAGUAAUAUCUAACAAGUAAUAUCUAACAAUUUCACAACAUAUACCCAAUACACACAAAUCUAAGUAAAGCAAUGGAAUUAAGAGUAUAUAAAGAAAUAUAUUGACACGCAAUGUCAGAGCGGCAUAGACUAAGAUACAGUAGAAUAGUAUAGAAUACAGUAUAUAGAUAUGAGAUGAGUAAUAUUUAUAUCUGAUGUUUUGAAGUCUCAGAAGUUAACCUACCAAUAAUUCUGUUCACCAAUUGAAGAGAACUUGAGCUGUGCGCUCUAAAUCUCAAGUCCAACUGCGUCGUCCUAGAACUUGAAGUACCAUGUUAGUUUCGCUGUGCUGAAUGCUAUUGCUAAUUCGGUCCCCUCCUGUCUGUUUAGAUGUGUUGUAUGGUAAUGGUUGUUUCUAUGCUAACCCGGUCCCCUCUGUGCUGUCUCCUCCCAGCUGGACUUCAAGGUGGGCUGGAAGAAGCUGAAGGAGGUGUUUGGUAUGGCAGGAACAGUGAAGAGGGCUGAUGUGAAGGAGGAUAAGGAUGGGAAGAGUAGAGGGAUGGGGACUGUUACCUUCGAACAGGCCCUGGAGGCUGUACAGGCUAUCUGUAUCCUUUAUAUAUUAUAUACUACCACAGAACACGCACACCUUCCAACAGGCUGCACAUGCUAUCUGUAUCCCGCAUACGGUUAUACUACGGAAGAAGACGCGUAACUUUUUAUACCGGCCUAAUACACAACUCUUUAUACAUGUCCUAGCUGUUAUUCUUAUUCCUUAUUCACCAUGUAUUUAUUCAUGUCACUUAUAUUGUUUGAAAAGGACCUGUAAUAAGCAUUUCACUGUUAGUCUACACCUGUUGUUUAGGAAGCAUGUGACAAAAAAAUGUAAUUGAUGGUAUUCCUUAACUCUGUUCUCUAGCCAUGUUCAAUGGCCAAAUGCUGUUUGACAGACAGAUGCAUGUUAAGAUGGUAAGUAUGCUUUGUUAUUGGCAUGUUUCUGAUUUCUAAACCUCUAACACUGUACACAGUUAAUGUGUGUGUGGAAGGUCACAGGUCAUAGAGGUUGUUACAUGUUGAUGUGGUAAUAUCGGUUGUGUAAGAACCACCUCUUGAUAUGUUGUUUCUGUGUGUUUCAGGAUGACAAGUCUAUGCCAGCUGAUGAUUUCCACCCGGUGGAGAAAGCUCCCCAGUUACCACGUGAGUACACAUCCUGUCCCAUCCUGACUAUCACUAGAACACACCUGUAUGUUAAGUUAAUGUAAUCUGAUAGAAUGACUUUACUUUAUAAUUAUCUCUGUAACAGGGUCAUGUUGUCACCUGCUCAGUGUUCUCUUCUCCAGUGAACCAAGGCAUCUCAUAAGGGAUGUAUACGUUUGUGUGGUCAAACAUACUCCAACCUUCUCCUCUCUGUCCUAUGUGUGUAGGGGGUCUGGGAGGGAUCGGGAUGGGCCUGGGACCAGGAGGACAACCUAUCAAUGCCAACCGGCUGAGUGGUGGAGGAGGAAUGGGCAACAUGGGCCCUGCAGGUUAGUACUGACCCCUAACCUCUCCAUAAUACUCCAGCAAACGCACUGUUACUUUUUAAACCACGCACAGAGACUGCAGGUCAGACGAGGAGCCAGUCAGUUCAUAGAUAAGAUAGUUAUCGGUUGUGAAGAUUAGCUAUUUGUUUUAAAUCCUCUACAUGUUGUUCCUGGACCUUCUCCAAGCGCUUACAUCACACACUGACACCGUUCCCUCCUAGACUGACAUGCUUCACCCUUCACCCACUGUUGGUGGGUGGAAAGUGUUGUCUAGAGAUAAUGUAGAAUAAGCUUUAGUACAACAACGUGUGAAUAUGCUCUUAAAAGCAGUGAGACGUGAAGUGUGUGACUCUGUCUGUCAGGUAUGGAAGGAGGACCUGGAUAUGGAGGGAUGGGCCGACUAGGAGGUAAGGUCCUAGAGAAUAGAUCUCUCUGCUGUAUCAUUCUGUUACAUGGCUGGACAACACAUGGGUUAUUGUGCCAAGACUAUCCAUUAAUAUAAUAAUCCUGUGUGUGUCGUGGAGGAGGGUUCGGGGGCAUGGACAGCAUGGGGGGAUUCGGAGCCAGAGACAUGGGACGGAUGGGAGGUAAGGACACUCUCUCUCACACACACACACACCUAGGGCUGGAAAUUGCCAGGGACCUCACGUUACAAUAUUGUGCCGAUACUAUAUUCUCAUGUAGGUAGAUAUCGCGAUUCGUUACUGGGAUUUGAUGUUACAAACUCAUUGUUCACGAUAUGUCUGCUGCAGACAGACGAGACAGCAUGAUAAAAAGUAUCGUUUUAAUAGUUUUUUUAAUAGUUUAAAUCAGUCAGGGAAAUAGAAGUGCUGAAAACAUGUAGGCUCACUCUUUUUUUUAAAGAUGUGAACAAGAUAUAGGAUGAAAAAUGCAGCCGUUUUGGCGCAGGUACAUCCGACUAGCGCUAACUAACGCUACCUAGCAAAAAGCAAUAUUUUUACAAAUAGAUAGUAUCAAUAUAAUAUUGCGAUAUGUAACUGUAUAGAUCCCCCCCCCCCCCCCCCCCAUCACUACACACAACUAACGUAAGGACUAAAUAAGUCAAAUUCGCAAACACUGAAGUUUAAUGGCAACUUUCCACCGAGUAUAUUUCUGACUCUGCGCCUUCUCUUCCUCUCUUCCCUUGUCUUUGCUUCUCCCUCCCCCUCUCCAGACAUGUCCUACAGGUCAGGAGGGAUGGGAGGAGGGAUGGACAGAGACUUUGGUCGCAGUGACAUGUCCAUGAGCAGAGGCUUUGGGGACUCCUUUGGAGGAAUGGGUGAGUAGUUUACACACUCACUCUUUCACUCACUUAUUCACACUUUCACUCACACUUUCUCUCAUUCACAAACACACACUUGUGACUGUCAGUCAUCAUAAUCUAUUCCAUAGUCCAUAGCCCUCAUAUAUCCAUCCGCUAACAGCAUGGUCAGUGGUGGCAGUAGACUAGGCAUGUUGUAGUGUGGUCGUGGUGUAGCUUGCAACUGGAACCUGUAGGUAGACUGUACUAAGAGCUGAAUCACAACUCCUACAUGGGUAACACAACACUGGUCAAGUUAGCAUUCAGCCCUAUGUCUCCAACAUGUUACUGACAGAAGUUUGUGCUGUAACUUGUUUGAGUUGUGAUGCGCUGAUAGGUUGUGGUAACGUGUGUAUGAUGCCAUGCGUUCUCUCCAUCAGGAGGAGGUUAUGGAGGAGGCAUGAGCAGUUUUGGCAUGGGGCCCGUUGGGGGAGGAUUAGGUACACCACCAUUACAUUAACAUCCUUCACAUCUGUCUGUCUACUCUCUCUCGGCUCUCACUGUCUGUUAGCACACACAUCUCACAUGUCAGACUGCCAAUGUUUCACUGUGCUUGACCUUGAUUUGAUGAAUGGUAGGUGUGGUAGUGCUUGGCUGGAACUAAAGCCUGCAGAACCCCGAAUACCACUGCGGUAGGAAUUCCGAUCUGAGACACUCACUCAUAUUCCCUGUGUCCUCUACUAAGGUGGUAUGGGCAGCCGGUCCAUGGAGCGGAUGGGCUCUGGCUACGACCGUAUGGGGGGGAGCAUGGCCAUGAGCCGAGGGUUCGGGGGCUACGGAGGAGGAGCCAUGUCUGACAGAGCAAAGGGAGGAUGUCAGAUCUUUGUCAGAAAUGUAUGUUUAAUAAAUGAAUACUGUAUAAAUGUGCAUUAUAUGACAUGAUGUGCACUCCCCCUUUUAAGCACAUUAAAGCACCAAACACAUGUUUUAAUAAGGUUGAUCAAAUCAACUAUAUGAUGUGUACUCCUGUAUGGAUAUUUUCAUCAUGGACACAGAUUAAGUAGCGUGAAUUGGAAGCGCUUUUAGACAGAGGAGUAGGCAUCAUCUAGCUCUGUGAAAAUGCCCCUAAAGUAUUUUAGGCCUCUGUGUUCUAAUGUCCUGUGUUGUGUUGUAGCUGUCCUAUGACCUGACCUGGCAGAAACUCAAGGAGAAGUUCAGUGUCUGUGGUAAGCCUCUUCAAUCAGUCUACUGUACUGAACAACCUGCAGAUGGAUUGAAUGUAGCUUUGAGCUGCAGUACUGUCAUGGCUUUAGCAGUGUCAGUGCUUAAACACUCUACUGCUCUUUCUCUCUCUCUCUCUCUCUCUGUGCCCUCCCUCUCCAGGCCAGGUGAUGUUUGCAGAGAUCAAGAUGGAGGGAGGAAAGUCUAAGGGCUGUGGUACGGUCAGGUUUGACUCGCCAGAGAGCGCUAACCAGGCCUGCAGGAUGAUGAACGGAACCAAGAUCAACGGUCGCGAGGUUGACGUCCGCAUCGACCGCAACGCCUAG